UUAAUUCACUUAUUCUCGCUUAACUAUAGUUAGUUCAGGUAGUACAUUGUAGACAUAAAAAAUACAACCUAAGCUAACCGUUACCCCUUUAGGCCAAAAGACUACUCAUCGAAAAGCUUUUUAUUUUUCUGAAUAAUUUUUUUUUCACUAAUACCGUAGUGAAAAAAAAUUUUAGACUAUAUGGAGAAGUUAGUUGUUGCUUACUUUUUCUUUCUUUUUUAAGGUAUACUUCUAUUAUAGAUACGUAUUCUUCAAGGAGUCGUUUGAGCGAUCAUCACUCAAGUUGUAGUUAAGGGUCAAUUAUCAGGGUAACCUUUUCGAUUCAACUCAAAUCAUCAAUUACCUAGAAAUAGAAAUAGAACUAGAAUUAUACUAAACUAGACUAGACUAAAAUUAAAAUAAUUUGAUUCAAAAUGUGUGGUAUUUUAGGAGUAGUCUUACAUGAUCAACGUCAAAAUGUUGCCAAUGAACUUUUUGAAGGAGCUAUGUUUUUACAACAUAGAGGUCAAGAUGCUGCUGGAAUAGUUACUUGUGGAUCUAAAGGUAGAUUCUAUCAAUGUAAAGGAAAUGGUAUGGCUCGUGAUGUCUUUACUCAACAAAGAAUGGAAAAUUUAGUUGGUAAUAUGGGUAUAACUCAUUUAAGAUAUCCAACUGCUGGUUCUUCUGCUGGUAGUGAAGCUCAACCAUUUUAUGUUAAUUCUCCUUAUGGAAUUUCUUUAAGUCAUAAUGGGAAUUUAGUUAAUAGUAUUGAAUUAAAAGAAUAUUUAGAUGAAGUUGUUCAUAGACAUAUAAAUACUGAUUCUGAUUCUGAAUUAUUAAUUAAUGUCUUUGCUGCUGAACUUGAAAAAUUCAAUAAAUCAAGAGUUAAUAAUUUAGAUUUAUUUAGUGCAUUAACUGGUACUAUGAAUAAAAUCAGAGGUGCUUAUGCUUGUAUUGUUAUGUUAGCUGGGUAUGGUAUCAUUGGGUUUAGAGAUCCAAAUGGUAUAAGACCAUUAUUAUAUGGUGAAAGAGUUAAUAAAGAUGGUACAUCAGAUUAUAUGUUAGCAUCUGAAUCAGUUGUAUUAAAAGCUCAUGGUUUUGAAAAUUUUAGAGAUAUUAAACCUGGUGAAGCUGUUAUUAUUAAAAAAGAUAGUAGUAAAAGUAAACCAGAAUUCCGUCAAGUUGUUGAACCAAAGAUUUUUGCUCCUGAUAUUUUUGAAUAUGUUUAUUUUGCUAGACCAGAUUCUGUUAUGGAUGGUGUUUCAGUAUAUAGAUCUCGUAUUGAAAUGGGGAUUAAAUUAGCUGAAAAGAUUUCUAAAAUAAUGGAAAAAGAUCCUGAUUUUAAAAUCGAUGUUGUCAUUGCUGUUCCUGAUACUUCUCGUACAUCUGCUUUCCAAUGUGCAGUUUCAUUAAAUAUUCCAUAUCGUGAAGGAUUUGUUAAAAAUAGAUAUAUUGGUCGUACAUUUAUAAUGCCUGAUCAACAACAAAGAAGAUCAUCUGUGAGAAGAAAAUUAAAUGCUAUGGAAUCAGAAUUUAAAGAUCGUAAUGUUUUAUUAGUUGAUGAUUCUAUCGUUAGAGGAACUACUUCAAAAGAAAUUGUUGCAAUGGCUCGUGAAGCUGGAGCUAAAAAAGUUUAUUUUGCAUCAUGUGCUCCACCAAUUAGAUUUAAUCAUAUUUAUGGUAUUGAUUUAGCUGAUACUAAGGCACUUGUUGGUUUUGAAAGAGAUGAAGAAGCUAUUUCUAAAGUUAUCGGGGCUGAUAAAGUUGUAUAUCAAGACUUACAAGAUUUAGUUGAUUGUUGUAAAUCCGAAGAACUUCAACAAUUUGAAGUAGGGGUAUUCACAGGUGAAUAUAUUACAGGGAUUGAAGAUAAUUAUAUUCAAGAAUUAGAGAAAAUUAGAGCUCAAAAUCAAAGAAUAAAAGAUCAACGUUCAAGAGGUUUAAGUAUUGAUGCUUGUAUUGAUGUUGGUGAUAUGGUUGAUGUUAAAGCAGAAGUUGAUAUCAGUAUGUACAAUAGAGGUGAUUAUGCUUAAAGCCCAACUAUUCAUUAAAUUCAUUUACCUUUUAGUCAUUUCCUUAGAUUAUGUAUAUUAUGAAAAGUAAUAUUUAAUAAAUUAUUAAUAUUUAUAGUAGAGAUUAUUUAAUGUUUGUAGU
This is a messenger RNA of Scheffersomyces amazonensis, 2133 nucleotides long. It is a transcript of the gene ADE4, whose product is annotated as amidophosphoribosyltransferase. Gene Ontology annotation, molecular function: amidophosphoribosyltransferase activity. The coding region runs from base 414 to 2012 and encodes 532 amino acids. Lineage: Eukaryota; Fungi; Ascomycota; Pichiomycetes; Serinales; Debaryomycetaceae. Gene Ontology annotation, biological process: purine nucleotide biosynthetic process; purine nucleobase biosynthetic process. The transcript has a single exon. The record is from RefSeq and is a predicted model, not a curated record. Gene Ontology annotation, cellular component: cytoplasm.